Acaulospora colombiana is the source of this 969-nucleotide messenger RNA. Lineage: Eukaryota; Fungi; Glomeromycota; Glomeromycetes; Diversisporales; Acaulosporaceae. The record is from the annotation of a GenBank genome assembly.
CGAGAAGAAAUGAGCAAGAUUCAGGAUGAUAUUAAUCGUGAAAGACAGAGAAUCGCAGAGAAAAAGGUUCAAUUGAGUCACAUUUGCUCCGAACAAAUGUUGAUAUUUGAUACAGGUCUCCCAGGCGCAGAGAAGAGAAUGGGAUUCUGGAAAACCAGGAGUUGGUUUCAUGGAUUCAAAGACGUUGCCAAAUUCAGAUCUCAAUCUUCCAACACAAGGACCCUCAUAAGGGUUGAACAAUCUUUCCAAUCUCUAACUCAAAAGACAUAUCACCUCGUGGCCUGGUCUCUGCGCAUAUCAUCAAAAGUCAGUGUUUAUGCCAUAGAUGGUUUAGGUUGUGCAUUGUGCUUACUCUAUCUGCAGAUGACGCCGGCUGAACGACUACGCCAACACCAAAGGGCGCUCGCAAAGGCACAGCGAGAGCUGGACAGAGAAAGAACAAAAUUGGAACAACAAGAGAAGAAACUCAUAGCGGAUAUUAGGAAGAGCGCAAAGGCCGGACAGAUGAAUGCUUGCAAGGUGAUGGCCAAAGACCUGGUGAGAACGCGAAGAUACGUUCAGAAAUUUUACCAAAUGCGCACCCAACUUCAAGCCGUUGGUCUACGAAUACAGACUUUGAGAAGUAAUCAACAAAUGGCCGAUGCCAUGCGAGGUGCUACCAGAGCGAUGGGUGCUAUGAAUAGAGGAAUGAAUCUACCAUCAAUUCAACGCAUCAUGAAUGAAUUCGAGAAAGAGAGUGCUAUGAUGGACAUGAAGGAAGAAAUGAUGUCUGAUGCUGUCGACGAUAAGCUGGGCGAGGCCCCGACUGCCCUUCAUUCUGCAGCAACACCCGUGGCAAACAAGAAACAAGCGGUAGCACUGGGAGGAGACGAUAGUCUUGGGGCGCCUUCCGGCGGUGGUAACGAAACUGUUACCUCAGCCGAAGAAGACGCAUUGCAGGAAAGACUGAACCGAUUGCGAGGACCAUGA